AUGGCAAUCAACCAGAAGAACAUCUGGGUCGCGGCGGGCGACGGUGGAGACGUGAAUGUCACAGAUGAUGACGGAGAUACGCCGCUUUACACAGUCGAGAACGUCGAGACUGCACGGUAUCUCGUCGAACGUGGCGCGGUCGUAGACCGUCGCAAUCUGGAGGGUGUCUCACCCAUCGAAUACCUCAGCGAUGACUUUGAAGAAGUAGCUGCCUACCUCCAGACCAAAUCGUCCCUCCCACCACCAUCAUCCCAGCCAUCCUCAACAAACCCUUCUCAACACGCACAAGAUGCCGCAUCUGAGCAACUUACCUCCGAGCUGAUGGCCUCUGUGCAUGAGAUCAUGCAACGAGGAGAGCAAGACGGCUGUGAUGUCGAUUCACAGCUGGCCCAAGCCGUUACCCGAGCCGUCUUGGGAGGGGUUGAGGCGGGAUACCAACUUGCAGAUGGCACUACUGACUCGGAACGACAACGAAACCAAGCACCUACCGCGGAGGACACCUCUUCAACAAAACGACCGCGGAUAGACUAG
This is a messenger RNA of Coprinopsis cinerea okayama7#130, 531 nucleotides long. RefSeq lists its product as hypothetical. The transcript is spliced from 3 exons. The record is from RefSeq and is a predicted model, not a curated record. The coding region runs from base 1 to 531 and encodes 176 amino acids. NCBI's taxonomy places the organism in Eukaryota, Fungi, Basidiomycota, Agaricomycetes, Agaricales, Psathyrellaceae.